Strongylocentrotus purpuratus (purple sea urchin) is the source of this 2495-nucleotide messenger RNA. Its product is annotated as pre-mRNA-splicing factor RBM22-like. Gene Ontology annotation, molecular function: metal ion binding; U6 snRNA binding; pre-mRNA binding. The record is from RefSeq and is a predicted model, not a curated record. Gene Ontology annotation, cellular component: Prp19 complex; U2-type catalytic step 2 spliceosome; U2-type catalytic step 1 spliceosome. NCBI's taxonomy places the organism in Eukaryota, Metazoa, Echinodermata, Echinoidea, Camarodonta, Strongylocentrotidae. The transcript has 8 exons. Bases 57 to 1508 code for a protein of 483 amino acids.
CUACCGUAACAUCAAAUUGUGUUUCUUUUUGAUCGAUAACUUCAGAUGUAAAAGUGAUGGCGGUGAGCAAAAGCGCAAACACGUAUAAUCGACUGAAUUGGGAAGAGGCUGACUUCCCCAUUCUGUGCCAAACAUGCCUCGGUGAUAACCCCUAUGUUCGUAUGACCAAGGAGAAGUUUGGGCGAGAGUGUAAGAUAUGUCAGCGUCCCUUCACCAUAUUCCGCUGGUGUCCUGGGGCUCGGAUGAGGUUCAAGAAGACGGAGGUCUGCCAAACUUGUAGCAAACUGAAGAACGUCUGCCAGACUUGCCUGCUAGAUCUUGAGUAUGGUUUACCAAUCCAAGUACGUGAUGCUGCCCUCAAUGUCAAAGAUGAAAUGCCCAAAUCUGAUGUCAACAAGGAGUACUACUCCCAGAACAUGGAGCGAGAGCUGGCCAAUGCUGAAGGUAACCAAGCCCUAGGUGCUGUAGGGAAGGCCCAGGCCCCUAGCGAUCUUCUACUCAAGCUUGCUAGGACCACACCAUACUACAAAAGGAACAGACCUCAUAUAUGCUCCUUCUGGGUCAAGGGGGAGUGUAAGAGAGGAGAAGAGUGUCCGUACCGGCAUGAGAAGCCAACAGACCCAGACGAUCCUUUGGCUGAUCAGAACAUCAAGGAUCGUUUCUACGGAGUGGAUGAUCCCGUAGCCGACAAGCUGAUGAGACGAGCAGCGGCCAUGCCUAAGCUAGAAGCUCCUGAGGAUAGGAUGAUCACAACGCUCUAUGUCGGUGGCCUGGGGGACAAAGUCACAGAGGAAGACCUCAAGGGUCACUUUUAUCAAUUUGGUGAGCUACGGAGCAUCAACGUGGUUCCCAAGCAGCAGUGUGCUUUUGUUACCUUCACAAACAGACAAGGAGCUGAAGGAGCUGCAGAGAACUCCUUCCAAAAGCUGAUCAUCAAAGGUCGAAGGUUAAACAUCAAAUGGGGGAAGCCCCAAGCCCAGCUGGGGUCAGGGAAGAAGGAGGAUGACAGUGAGAAGGAGCUGAACUAUGAACCUGUACCGGGUCUGCCUGGAGUAUUACCACAUCCACCACAAAUGAGCCAAGACCAAGGCAACGCACCAUUCCCUCCCCCCAUGCUACCUCCCCCUCCAAUGAACAACCCGCCCCACCCCCACCACGCUCAGUUCAGACCACCUCCAGGCUACGGCAUGGGUAUGCCCCCACCCCCUCGGUUACCUCCUCCUCCCCACCACAUGCACCCAGGCAACAGGGGAAGGUUCCCCCCUCCCCCUCCAGGUGGACCACCCCCAAGGAUGCCCCGGUAUCCUCCUCCCCCUCCCUUCGGAGGCAGGAGAGACGGCCCAAUGCCACCCCACAUGCGACACAGAAUGCCCCUGCCCCCUCCCCCGAACAUGCCCCCGCCCCCACGGUCACAGCAGGGUAGUGGAAAGCCCCCAGCAGUACAUUACCCCUCCCAGGAUCCACAGAGGAUGGGGACAGGGGUAGAGGAAUCAUCUUCUAAAUCUUAGUAUUCUGUCUAAGUCUAACACCAUAAGGGUUUUUGAAAUGGUAGUCCACCCAGAAUCAAGUUGGUGUUCAUAAGAGCAGGAAAUGAAAGGUUGAUGAAAAUCCAAGUAAAGUAUAAUACAAUGAAGAUGUUUUAAAUCUCUGAUGGAUUAACAAAACUGGCAACUCUGUGAUUUUUCUUUGUUUUGUAUAAGAAACAAGAAAUUAUUUUAUUAAUAAAUUAUUUACUCCUCUUUGAAAUAGAUCUAUUCCUGAAUCGAAACCAGAAAAUUAUAAAAGUUUGAUAACUUGCAUUCUAUUUAUAACAAAUUUAAUGGGGAAAAAUUGCUGAUAGCAAGGACAAUCAUUACAACUUUCAUAUGGUUUGUUGUAUUUUCCUCCAACUUUCGCCAAUCUAUUUCUGCCAUUUUCUGCUUUUAUUAAAACCAACUUUGUAUAAGAGUGGACUUUCCCUUCAAACCUUGAGUUACCUCAGUUUAAACAUAGAAAUCACUCUUUUAAUACAAUUCUGAUGCAUGGGAUGAAAUUGUAUAGCCUCCAUAGACUAGACAUCCUUCUGUAUGUACGUUGUACCACAAACAAGCUACAAAGGACUACAGACCAGUAUGUCUCCCAUAUUUCCAGUUACACUUUAUUUUAAUUUUAUUUUAUUCUGGAAGGCAACUGAUAAAGUAUCACUGGUGUAGUCAGUCUCUCAACUUUGUGAUCCAUUGUCUGUUUACGUUUAUGGAUAUUUCUGUCUCGUGUACAGGCAAAUCCUAUUUUAACAAACUUGCUUGUAAUGAAUACCGCCUAUUGUGGUGAUAAUUUCAUCUUGUGACAGUGCUUUGUGCAGGUCUUUAAACUUUCUUAGGGUAGGAUUUGCCAGUAUAAAUGUGUUGUACCUUUUUUAGAUUAUUUUUGUCUGAAUUGUCGAGAGUGGAUAUUCUUGCUACAAUUUUUGUUUUAAAUGUUAACAUACUGAGCAGAUGCAAGUCACAUUGCAGGAG